This is a messenger RNA of Marmota monax (woodchuck), 462 nucleotides long. Its product is annotated as multifunctional methyltransferase subunit TRM112-like protein. Gene Ontology annotation, biological process: rRNA (guanine-N7)-methylation; tRNA methylation; peptidyl-glutamine methylation. Bases 15 to 392 code for a protein of 125 amino acids. The transcript has a single exon. NCBI's taxonomy places the organism in Eukaryota, Metazoa, Chordata, Mammalia, Rodentia, Sciuridae. Gene Ontology annotation, molecular function: protein heterodimerization activity. The record is from RefSeq and is a predicted model, not a curated record.
GCCCUUGUGGAAACAUGAAGCUGCUCACCCACAAUCUACUGAGCUCACAUGUGCGGGGGGUGGGGCCUCGUGGCUUCCCCCUGCGCCUCCAGGCCACCGAAGUCCGAAUCAAUCCCGUGGAGUUCAACCCAGACUUCGUGGCGCGGAUGAUACCCAAGGUGGAGUGGGCGGCGCUUCUGGAGGCGGCUGACACCUUGCACCUGGUGGAGGUUCCAAAAGAGCCUACUGAGGGCUACAUGAACGACGAGACAUUUCUGAGAAAGAUGCAUCACGUGUUGCUGGAGGUGGACGUGCUGGAGGGCACCCUGCAAUGCCCCGAGUCAGGACGUGUGUUCCCCAUCAGCCGCGGGAUCCCCAACAUGCUGCUGAAUGAUGAGGAAACCGAGACUUAACCAUGUCCAGCACCAGUUUUACGUUUUGUGACCGUGUGUAUUUUUGUUAACAUAUUCUGUUUGCUAGUUC